GGUCGGUGGAGAAGCAGCCACUUCCUGACGCCGCCGGCCGGGGCCGCUCGCCGCACUCAGCGCUGGAGCUGGUAUCCCGCGGCCUCCACCAUGUCCCACCAGACCGGCAUCCAAGCUAGUGAAGAUGUUAAAGAUAUCUUCGCCAGAGCAAGAAAUGGAAAAUACAGACUUCUGAAAAUAUCUAUUGAAAACGAGCAACUUGUGAUUGGAUCAUGUAGUCAACCUUCAGAUUCAUGGGAUAAGGAUUAUGAUUUCUUUGUUCUACCCCUGCUGGAGGAAAAACAACCAUGCUAUAUAUUAUUCAGGUUAGAUUCUCAGAAUGCCCAGGGAUAUGAAUGGAUUUUCAUUGCGUGGUCUCCAGAUCAUUCUCAUGUUCGUCAAAAAAUGCUGUAUGCAGCAACAAGAGCAACUCUGAAAAAGGAGUUUGGAGGUGGCCACAUUAAAGAUGAAGUAUUUGGGACAGUAAAGGAAGAUGUAUCACUACAUGGAUAUAAAAAAUAUUUGCUAUCACAAUCUUCCCCUGCCCCGUUGACUGCAGCUGAGGAAGAAUUACGACAGAUUAAAAUUAAUGAGGUACAAACUGAUGUGAGUGUGGACACUAAGCAUCAAACACUACAAGGAGUAGCAUUUCCUAUUUCUCGAGAAGCUUUUCAAGCUUUGGAAAAAUUGAGUAACAGGCAGCUCAACUACGUGCAAUUGGAAAUAGAUAUAAAAAAUGAAAUUAUAAUUUUGGCAGACACUACAAAUACAGAACUAAAAGAUUUGCCAAAGAGGAUUCCUAAGGAUUCAGCACGUUACCAUUUCUUUCUGUAUAAACAUUCCCAUGAAGGAGACUAUUUGGAGUCCAUAGUUUUUAUUUAUUCAAUGCCUGGGUACACAUGCAGUAUAAGAGAACGGAUGCUGUAUUCUAGCUGCAAGAGUCCUCUGCUAGAAAUUGUAGAAAGACAGCUACAAAUGGAUGUAAUUAGAAAGAUCGAGAUAGAUAAUGGGGAUGAAUUGACUGCAGACUUCCUUUAUGAAGAAGUACACCCCAAGCAGCAUGCACAUAAGCAGAGGUUUGCAAAACCAAAAGGUCCUGCAGGAAAAAGAGGAAUUCGAAGAUUAAUUAGGGGUCCAGCUGAAACUGAAGCCACUACUGAUUAAAAUGAUUAUAUUAAACAUUACAAUACUAGUUUUUUAAAAGUACAGCUUUUAGUACAGGAGAACUGAAAUCAUUCCAUGUUGAUAUAUAGUAAGGAAAAAAUUGUAAUUUUUAAAAGGUAGCACUUUUCACUUCUGUGUGUUUUUAAAAUUAAUGUUAUGGAAGACUCACGAUUUCUAUUUUGAUUUAAAGCUAGAAAAGGAUUCAACAUAAUAUGUUUAAUUCUGAUACACUGUUCUCAUAGAGUGAUGAGUCCACACUUUCACAUAAUUCUUAAAAUUUUAUAGUUGGGCUAAUUCCAGAAAGUCUAAUGUCUCAAAGUAGGAUAUGCUUAUUACUUUUUAGUAAGACAUUUGAAUUUUUUUUUUUUUUUAAGAGAGAAAUACCUUAAAAUAUUCAUUCUACUUUAAUGGGUAUGUUAAGGACCAGGGUGCAUUAUUUUCUAAGGUGAAAAUUUAGUGUGCCUAGGACAAGGUGGAAAGUUGUUUAUCCUGAGGAAUAAUGCUAAUUGUCAGACUGUGGUAUCAUGUCUGCAACUUUUAGAAACAGUGCUUUAUUGCAGCAGUGUUUUCUAUUUGGCUUUUUUUUUUUUUAAUGGCAUUGAAAUUUUAGAAGAUAGCUCAUUCUGAAACCUUAAGGGUACCAGAUAUUUUCUGCAGGAUUUCUGAUGGCAUUGAAAGACAUGUUUUAACAGCCUUAGUAACUUCUCUUUUCUAGUGCAUUAAACAAAUUUUCAUUUUAAAAGUAAGCCAUUUCAUUAUAAGUACUAUGAGGCGAAAUUAUUUGUUCAUGUUGAAUUUUAAAAUAUCAUUCAAAAGCAAACAAAACUAGUCAAAAAUGUUGGAAAAGUUUUAUACAUUAAGAUUGGAUUUUUUUCCUCCAAAACGGUAUGUUUAUCGGCACAUUUCACUUUUGAGCAAAUACUCAGAUUUAAUAAAAUUUUAAAAUCAUGUAUUUAUCAGCUUAAAAUAGAUAAAAACUUAGCUUAAGAAUUUUGUUUUAAUUUAUAUCUUAUUUUGAAACACACUUAACUCUUUGCUAAAGCUCUGCAUUUCCGGUUACAAUUUAGAGACAUUUUGAGCCUCGUUUUUCUUUGAUACUUGAAAUAGAGGGAGGUAGAACACUUCAUCAUGUUAAACCUGCUGCAAGAGCCAGAACUUUGAGUAGUUGUUUUCCAAAUGAACUGAGGGGAUCCAGAAUUUGGAUUUUUUUUUUUUUUUAAUUGUACUUUAGAUGAAGGUUUACAGAACAAAUAUUUCUCAUUAAACAGUUAGUACACAUACUGUUUCAUGACAGUGGUUAACAACCCCAGGACAUGUCAACGCUGUCCCUUCUCAGCCUUGGGUUCCCUAUUACCAACCUUCCUGACCUCUCCUGCCACUGUUGUGCCCCAUUAGUCUCAUUUUGUUUUAUGAGGCUGUCUAGUCUUUGGCUGAAGGGUGAACCUAAGGAGUGACUUCAUUACUGAGCUAAAAGGGUGUCCAGGGGCCAUACUCUCGGGGUUUCUCCAGUCUCUGUCAGGCCAGUAAGUUUGGUCUGUUGUUGUGAGUUAGAAUUUUGUUCUAUAUUUUUUCCAGCUCUGUCCGGGACCAGAAUUUGGUAUUUUUUUAUCUAAAUUAGAUGCUGCAUAAAACAACUACCAGACAUGCAGAUUUCACAGUAUAAAAUAUGAAGCAUUCAUUUCUAAACCUUAUUACCUAAGGUAAUAUAUGCACCUUUUGAAAUCCAAUGUGUGUUCAAGUAAGUAAAGCAUAUUAGAAUUACAGGUUGACAGAUUUUUUUUUCUUCAAGUAGAUUAACGGUAUUUGUGUGGGGUUUUGUUUGUUUACAAAUAAUCAGACUAUAAUAUUUAAACAUGCAAAUUAAUUGACAGCAAUGUUGCACAUGUUUACUAAAUAUAUACUUUAAGCUGUUCCAUGGGUGCCCACAGUCACACAUACACACACAUUACUGCAUUGAGAACUUUGGAGCUAUGUUGCAGACAAUAGCUGCAGCUGUUAUUUUCAGUCAGGAAAUUACGAUGAUAUAAAAUAAUUCAAUAGUGAAUGUUACUCUGCACCAUCCAUGUGCAGUUUUAAAUUCCACUACACUACAUGGAAGUAAAUGGACAUUCCAGAAUAUAGAUGUGAUUAUAUAAUCUUAAACUAAUUAUUAAACCAAUGAUUGCUGAAAAUCAGUGAUGCAUUUGUUUUAGCGUAUAACUCAUUGUUUACAAUGUUCUCAAUAAAUUUAUAUAGUAGUGAAUUACAUGCCUUCUGUGUACAUUUUAUAAGUGCAUUUUAUAUCACAAUAAAAAUUUUUUCUCUUUAA
Molecule: messenger RNA, 3451 nt
Organism: Trichechus manatus latirostris (Florida manatee)
Lineage: Eukaryota; Metazoa; Chordata; Mammalia; Sirenia; Trichechidae
Gene: TWF1
Product: twinfilin actin binding protein 1
Exons: 9
Coding region: 91-1143 (350 amino acids)
Biological process (GO): regulation of lamellipodium assembly; positive regulation of neuron projection development; actin filament depolymerization
Cellular component (GO): actin filament; cytoplasm; myofibril
Molecular function (GO): actin monomer binding; actin filament binding
Source: RefSeq, a predicted model, not a curated record